Molecule: messenger RNA, 10512 nt
Organism: Leopardus geoffroyi (Geoffroy's cat)
Lineage: Eukaryota; Metazoa; Chordata; Mammalia; Carnivora; Felidae
Gene: PDCD6IP
Product: programmed cell death 6 interacting protein
Exons: 18
Coding region: 4488-7124 (878 amino acids)
Biological process (GO): mitotic cytokinesis
Cellular component (GO): endosome
Molecular function (GO): protein binding
Source: RefSeq, a predicted model, not a curated record
AUAAUUGAGUUAUAAGAUCGAAGUAGUCUGGAUCACUAAGACGCUCCUUGGAGGACAGCGACCCUGGAGAGUCUACGAUGUUAAGAUACUGAGAUUCUGGAAUUGUUUUUCAGUGUUUACAAAGCAACUUUAUUGAUGUGUGAACAUGCUUGACAGAAUAUGAAGAAAAGAAAAAAAUAAUGAGAUACAAAAUUGCACACACAGAGACAUGAGAAUUAUCCAAAGAAGAUAUAUGUGCAGAGAGAAGGAAGUGCAAAGAACUUUGCUUAAAGAAAACAUCCAGGUUGUGGAAUCACAGCGUUUUAUUUUCCGUGUGAUUCUUCAAAUGUGCCAAAUUUUCUAGAGAAGGCAUGUUAUGCUCUGAAGACGGAAAAGAGAAAUGUUUUGAAAUGAUGCUAGAAGAGCAGGGGGGAGGAGGAGGGAAAGAAAUGGAUGAAAGCUGGGGAAGAGGAAUGGAGGAGUACACCGGAAAGGGAGAAAUUCAGGCCACUUCCCCGAACACUGCACUCACCGCAGGCUCUGUGCCAGCCACAGCACAGGCCCCGGGGCAAACAGAAAAUAAGAGUAUGAGGACCACCACCACCCCUGGAGCUUUGGUCUGGGGAGAGGCUGGGAAAUAGCAGCCUGUCCGAGUACCUAUGCUGUGUGCCCGAGCCAAAGGGAAAUCGGGGGCUGUGGGGAGGUGGGGUGUAGGGAGAUGCAGGAAGGCUUCCUGUAGGAGGCAACUUGAGCUGUCUUGAAUGAGCUCUAGAAGAUCGCCUGGUACAGGGAGGAUGAUGAGAAGGAGUGAACGAGAGGAGACAGACAUCCCCGAGGAGGCUAGUUGUUGAAUUUUGUCACAAGAGACAGUUACGAAAUUCGUUAUUAUCAGAACACAAGCAUAUGCCAUCCUUUGGCCACUGGCCUACUGCUUAAUUAAUGGUUACUGCCUAACUAACUACACUGGCUUAUUAUCAAAUUAAUGAGGGUACCUCUUAUUGAGAAAGGUUGUCAUUUUGAUAGGAUAAAUCUAAAUUUUUUUUUACAAGCACUGAAACUUAUUUACUCACUCAAAAAUAUUUACUGAGUGCCUACCAUGUGCCUAGUGCUGGAUGUAACAGUACUUAAAAAACAAAACAAAACAUUUUUGCCCUUACAGAGCUUAUAUUCUAGUGGGGAAGUCAGACAAAUAUUAAAUCAACAGCAACAAAAAUACUUGCUAGUUAGGUAAGUGUUUUGAAGGAAAUAAACAAUGGCUGAGUUAGACAGUAACAAGGGGGGAGUAAUGGGGAGGAGACAUUUCAACCUACACAUGAAGAAAGUGGGGAGGAAGUUGUAAGUCAUAUGAGGAAAGACAGAUCUUCAUGAUUUUGAGAACUGAAAUAAGACCAAUGUGACCGGGCAGUAAUAAAUGAGGAACAAGUGGCAACAUAUGAAGUUGAAGAGAUACGCAGAAAUAGAUCAUGCUGUGGUAAGGAGUUUAGAUUUUAUUCUAAGUUCCAUCAGACAGGAUCGCCUUAUCUUCCCUUGACCAAUGCUGCGCAGUUAACUACAUCUGUGUUCAUUUCCCACCUGCCUCAACAAAUGAUUUAUCCCACAUCUUUCUGACGGUUAAUCCCCGCCUUCCACCCUCCGUGUUAUGGUUGCCCUUUCCUCUCCUCUUUUCAUGCACUUUGCUUCUCGGGCUCUUCUGAAUCCCCAGUGCAUCAGUUCUGCGACCCAACCUACAAGAUAAUCUAUCAUCUUCGGUCUUAAAAAUACACCUAAUCUGAUACUAUCCUUCCUAAUUGAUAGCUUCUGACCUAUUUCUAUUUCUUCGUGUUCCUUUAUAGUCCCAGGGUUUUAAAAAUCAGCUGACUGCUGAUUCCCAAACAAGACCUCUCCCAGAAGCUCUAAUCCCAUAUACCCAGUUGUCAAUUUGUUGACUCCACUUGAACGGCUGGGUACAAACACUCCCGAUCCCCUCCCCCAUCAGUGGAUUAUACAUCAGUUUUCCUUGUAUCAGUAAAUGAUUCUACUGACCACUCAGAAGUUCAGGCACGAAAACCAGGCGUCAUCCUUGAUCACUCCCUUCUCUUCACCUUCCUAUCCUGUUUAUCAGUAAAUUCUUCAAUUUGUAACUCAAAAACACAUCAAUUUAGCUCAUUCCUGCUAAUGUUACCUUUCGUGUUCUCUUGCUUGGAUUUCUGAAACCAUCUCAUGAUUUACUUCUCUGCUUUCACCUUGCCUUUCUUUAAUGCAUUGUCUACAUAGCAAAGUGGUUGUUUUAUUUUAACCUAGAAUCUUUUACUAAAAAGAUGAAAAUUGUAGGGGCGCCUGGGUGACUCAGUCGGUUAAGCACCUGACUUUGGCUCAGGUCACGAUCUCACGGUUUGUGGGUUCUAGCCCCUUAUCGGGCUCUGUGCUGACAGCUCAGAGCCAGGAACCUGUUUCUGAUUCUGUGUCUCCCUCUUUCUGCCCGUCCCCCAUUUGUGCUCUGUCUCUUCCUGCCUCUCAAAAAUAAAUAAAUGUUAAAAAACAAUAAAUGAAAAUUGUGGUAAAAUAAACUUUUAUAACAAAAGUAGUAUGUACUAUGGGCAAAACCCAUAAAUAUAGAGAGCUGAUGGGGGGGAUGGGGAAAAUGGGUGAAGGGCCAUGGGAGGAGAGGAGACAUAGGCUUCCAGUUAUGGAAUGAAUAAGUCACAGGGAUAAAAGGUACAGCAUAGGGGACAGAGUCAAUGGUAUGAUAAUCGCACUGUAUGGUGACAGAUGGUAGCUAGCGACACUUGUGGUGAGCACAGCAUAAUUUUCAGACUUGUCAAAAUCACUAUAUUGUACACCUGAAACGAAUGUAACAUUGUGUGUAAGCUAUACUCCAAUAUAAAAAUUAAUUUAAAAAACUUCGCAAAACUCAACCAUUAUAAAAAGAGGUACACAACAAUAAAGAAAAUAAAAAUAUACAUUUCUACCUCUAAAGAUUAAACUGCUAAAACCUUCCAGUAUAAUCCCAUUUUUUGUCGUACACAAAUACACAUAUAUGCAUUUUGUAAUCAAAGUGAGACACCGUAACAUACAUACUGUUCUGUGACUUGCUCUUUUCAGUUAAUGAUCUCCAUCUUUCCAUGGCAAUACAUUUGCAUCUUAUAUUCAGUCCCUCGAUAUCGAAAUUUCUUCAGCUGUCCUGAAAGUGCAUUUUGUAGGGAGCCUCUUCGUACUAGGAUUCAAUCUGCUCUUAUGUACCCUAAAUUUUUUUGUUUUUUCAUACAGCAGUGGCUUUUUUCAUAACGAUCCAUCGUUGAAGAGAUGGAGACGGUUGUCCUGCAGAAUAUUCCACCUCUUGGAUGUUUGGUUACUUCCUAUGGAUGAUUUAGUUUGCUCCUGUACCCCCUGUAUUUCUAAUAAGCUGUUUGUUAGGUGCAAAGGCUUGAUAGACUCAAGUUACACAUUUUUGCCUGGAAUAUAUCAUAGAUGAUAUUGUAUACUUCAUGCUACAUCUCAUCAAGAGAUACGACAUCAGAUUGAUGCACAGGGUGGCCUUUUUAAAACGUAAACUGUAUCAUGUCGAUAUCGCCUAAAUCCCACUUAUGGCUUCCUUGGCAUUUAUUCUAUAAUACAAAUUCUGUAACUUGGCCUACAAGGUUCUGAAUGACUGAUGCUUGCUUACUCUUCUAACUUUAUUUUAUCCCAUUCCCUGUGUGGUUUUUAAGUUUUUGCCACCGUUUACUUCAACUUCCCGAACAAGGGAAGUGUUUGCUUCCUGGGGACUUUGCACUUGCAACCCCAUCGGUCUGCGAGAUUCUCCUUUGCCACUCUUCCCCUCUUCUAAUGUCAAGCAUCAUCUCAAAGUGCAGGUCGUUUUCAGUUGACCCCAGAGAAGCCUACUCCGAUUGUCUUGUUUAAAUCAGGUUCUUCCAAGGGACCCUAAUACCCUACGCUCCGAGCACCCUGUUUUUUCCUACCAUACUCUGGACACUUUGUACACCUUAGUUUCUGUGUCCUUACCUGCCUGUAAGUUGCAUUGCACCGUGGCAGGGACCUUGCCUAUAAGGUUCACUGUGCCCUCAGUCCUGGUGUAUCGCAAUGCGUGGCGUGAACUACCAUAGGUCACAACAACCCCGAGGCUGCAACGUCUUGGACAGGUCGCCGCAGACUCUCGUAGGUGCCAGUAACAACACUUCACCGACAAGUGGAGGCAUCGUGGCUUUUCCGUGAAGGCGCCGCAAGCAGCGCGCUGGAAGGAGAGGCUUCCACUUGCGAAAGAAAAAUCCAGCCCCCCGGGGAGACGCCCCCGUCCCGGGCCCGCGGCUCCGCGGCGCCGCGUCCCCGCCCGCCUCACGUGACUGCGGGCGGCGCGCCCCAGUGCGCCUGCGCGGGAGCUCCCGGAAGUGGCCGGACCCACAGCUCGGGCGGAGAGUCCGUCCGUCGGUUCGUCGGUCCGCCGGUCCGCCAGCCGGGUCGUCCGCGCGCCUCGGCCCUCGUCGGCGUCCCGCGCGGCCUGUGUGGCCCGAACCGCGGCCGAGGUGCCCGCCAUGGCGACGUUCAUCUCGGUCCAGCUGAAGAAGACCUCGGAGGUGGACCUGGCCAAGCCGCUGGUGAAGUUCAUCCAGCAGACGUACCCGAGCGGCGGGGAGGAGCAGGCCCAGUACUGCCGCGCGGCGGAGGAGCUCAGCAAGCUGCGCCGCGCCGCGCUCGGCCGCCCGCUGGACAAGCACGAGGGCGCUCUCGAGACGCUCCUGAGAUAUUAUGAUCAAAUUUGUUCCAUUGAACCCAAAUUCCCAUUCUCUGAAAAUCAGAUCUGCUUGACAUUUACCUGGAAGGAUGCUUUUGAUAAAGGUUCACUUUUUGGAGGAUCUGUGAAAUUGGCUCUUGCAAGCUUAGGAUAUGAAAAGAGCUGUGUGUUAUUCAAUUGUGCAGCGUUAGCUAGCCAGAUUGCAGCAGAACAGAACCUGGAUAAUGAUGAAGGAUUGAAAGUCGCUGCUAAGCAUUACCAGUUUGCUAGUGGUGCCUUUUUACAUAUUAAAGAGACAGUUUUAUCUGCCUUAAGUCGAGAGCCUACGGUGGACCUGUCUCCAGAUACUGUUGGGACCCUCAGUCUUAUUAUGCUGGCACAGGCCCAAGAAGUCUUUUUUUUAAAAGCCACAAGAGAUAAAAUGAAAGAUGCCAUCAUAGCCAAAUUGGCUAAUCAGGCCGCAGAUUACUUUGGUGAUGCUUUUAAACAGUGUCAGUACAAAGAUACUCUUCCCAAGUAUUUUUAUUUCCAGGAGGUGUUCCCUGUCUUGGCUGCAAAGCACUGUAUCAUGCAGGCCAAUGCUGAGUACCACCAGUCUAUCCUGGCAAAACAGCAGAAGAAAUUUGGAGAAGAGAUUGCAAGGUUACAGCACGCAGCAGAAUUGAUUAAAACAGUGGCAUCUCGCUAUGAUGAAUAUGUCAAUGUGAAAGACUUUUCUGACAAAAUCAGCCGUGCCCUUUCUGCAGCAAAGAAGGAUAAUGACUUCAUCUAUCAUGAUCGAGUUCCAGACCUUAAAGAUCUGGACCCAAUUGGCAAAGCCACACUUGUGAAAUCUACCCCAGUCACUGUCCCCAUCAGCCAGAAAUUCACUGAUUUGUUUGAAAAUAUGGUUCCUGUGUCAGUGCAGCAGUCGUUGGCCGCCUAUAAUCAGAGGAAAGCUGACUUAGUUAACAGAUCAAUUGCUCAAAUGAGAGAAGCCACCACUUUGGCAAAUGGGGUGUUAGCUUCCCUUAAUCUUCCAGCAGCAAUUGAAGAUGUGUCUGGAGAUACUGUACCUCAGUCUAUAUUGACUAAAUCCACAUCUGUGAUUGAACAGGGAGGCAUCCAGACUGUUGAUCAAUUGAUCAAAGAGCUACCUGAACUACUACAAAGAAAUAGAGAAAUCCUAGAUGAGUCAUUAAGAUUGUUGGAUGAAGAAGAAGCAACUGACAAUGAUUUGAGAGCAAAAUUCAAGGAACGCUGGCAAAGGACACCAUCUAAUGAUCUCUAUAAGCCUUUAAGAGCAGAGGGAACCAACUUCAGAACAGUUUUGGAUAAAGCUGUGCAAGCAGAUGGGCAGGUGAAAGAACGUUACCAGUCUCACCGAGACACCAUUGCCCUUCUGUGUAAGCCGGAGCCUGAGCUGAACGCUGCCAUCCCUUCUGCUAACCCAGCAAGGACCAUGCAGGGCAGCGAGGUUGUAAAUGUCUUAAAAUCCUUAUUGACCAAUCUUGAUGAAGUAAAGAAGGAAAGAGAAGGGCUAGAGAAUGACUUGAAAUCAGUGAAUUUUGACAUGACAAGCAAAUUUUUGACUGCUUUGGCUCAAGAUGGUGUGAUAAAUGAAGAAGCUCUUUCUGUCACUGAGCUGGAUCGAAUCUAUGGAGGUCUUACGACGAAAGUCCAAGAAUCUCUGAGGAAACAGGAAGAACUUCUUAAAAAUAUUCAGGUCUCACACCAGGAGUUUUCAAAAAUGAAGCAAUCUAAUAAUGAAGCUAACUUAAGAGAAGAAGUUUUGAAGAAUUUAGCUACUGCAUAUGACAACUUUGUUGAGCUUGUGGCUAAUUUGAAGGAGGGCACAAAGUUUUACAAUGAGCUGACUGAAAUCCUGGUCAGGUUCCAGAACAAGUGCAGUGACAUCGUGUUUGCACGGAAGACAGAAAGAGAUGAACUCUUAAAGGAUCUGCAGCAAAGCAUUGCCAGGGAACCCAGUGCUCCUUCAAUCCCUACGCCUGCCUAUCAGUCUUCUCCCGCAGGGGGCCAUGCUCCCGCUGUGCCAACGCCCGCGCCGAGAACCAUGCUGCCCGCCAAGCCCCAGCCCCCGGCCCGGCCUCCACCGCCUGUGCUUCCAGCAAAUCGAGCUCCUCCCGCUCCCGCUCCCGCUCCCGCUCCGGCUCCCGCGGGGACGGGCACUGCUCCACCGGCACCGGCACCCACUCCUGGUUCAGCAGCGCCCCCUCCACAGGCCCAGGGACCCCCCUACCCCACCUAUCCAGGAUAUCCCGGGUAUUGCCACAUGCCCAUGCCCAUGGGCUAUAAUCCUUACGCAUACGGUCAGUAUAGUAUGCCGUACCCGCCAGUGUAUCACCAGAGCCCCGGACAGGCUCCAUACCCAGGGCCCCCGCAGCCUUCAUACCCCUUCCCUCAGCCCCCGCAGCAGUCUUACUACCCACAGCAGUAACAUGCCAGCCCAGAAGCUCGACUGGUUCAGUUCAAAGGGAAGGAAACACCAGCCCUGCAAUAAGCCUACUAAACUCUGUGCUCUGGUUACUGUAACGUCCUCUGUUGUGCUGAACGCGGUGUGCAAUUUCUGUCCGCGGCUGCGAGCUGAGACUGUGCCCUAGUUCCACACUCGAUCGCACACCGAGAGAUGCUGCUGUUGCAGUGUAAACACUAUAAUAGGUAUAAUAGAAUUUGAAAUAAGUUACAUUUCAGUUCAUCAAAGUUGAAAAAUGAGAAGUUAAACCCACAAGUGAAACGUUUGAAACUAUUAUACUUCUGUCUACGUAAGACAUGGUUGGGACGUCAGAUACUUACAAUGAUGGUUUAAGUACUGAUAUUCAAGAAAGCUACAUUUUCUUUCUCUUUUGGUUUAUCAGUUUGGUUUAAUUUCCAUUACACUAUUUUGCAUAAUCAAAGCAUUGUAAAUCUUAUAAUUUAAAAAUAAAUUACUUGAGAACAGUUGUCAUUGUUAUGUUUUGUCAUUGAUUCUCAUUACUGUCUAAUUUCUUUCUGGUGUUAGUCUCUCAUUUUAUAUGUACGUAAGUUAAACAGAUAACUGUGUUUUAAGUGCAUGAUUAGUUCAAGUUAAUAGUCAGGUUUAUAGGAAAACCAAAAAAACAGUACCGUAAUUUAUCUUUCAUAUGCUGGUUAGUAUGUUAAUUUUGGCAUUUAUUUUGAAAAGUCCUAUAAUGUGGAAGAAACACAAUUGCUACCAAAGAUUCUUCAAAUAAAUAUGUGUAUUUAAAGUUUGAUUAGCUUCUCCAAGAAAUUGAUACAAAUUCUGGUAAUAGUUCUUUCCCUUUUUUUCCCAUAACCUGGUGAAAAUAAAUACAUAUCAUUGACAGGACUGUCUAAUGUAAUGGAAUUGUUUAAAGAAAGCUUACUGUACCCCUUCUGUUCCUUUUUUCCACCUUACUGUCUUAACUUAAUAACAUUUAAUGCACAAUGUAUGCGAAUAGAUCUAAGCCCUUUGGUUUUUAUGCUCCUAAAAGAUUAGACUAUUUUAUAAUUCAGGGAGCAUACUAAACAAUUGCUGGGAACAUAUGCCAAUUCUGAAUAGGCAUGAAUAUUUAAUACUAGUCUCUGCUGUUAGGAUAACUAAUCACUGUAUAAACCUCAGUAAAAGUAGUGAGACAUGCAUCAUGGAGUGAGUAAAUGAGAAAGGAAGGGGUUGUUGAAUAGCGGGGACUGUUUUGUGUGAGGUUCAUUUCUGAACACAUCAGGCGUGUGAGCAGAUUUCCAGUGAGUCUGUUGAUGUUUAUUUUCUAAGUCUUAAUGCUCACCUUUUCUGGCGUUAUUGUUUUCAUUGAAAUGAUGCUGUCAUUUGGGCUGCUGUUAUAUUUUCAUCGACAGUUUGGGUUUAUGUUUUAAAUGUUGGACUUGAAGGUAUGAUUGUAAAAGGGAGUGAAUUGGUUUAAAAAUAUAUGUACAUUUAAAAAAUAUCACUUUGUUGUACGUAGAAAACAUGAAGGCGUGUUACUUUAAUAUAAAUGACCUUUCCGUGGAAUAUUGAAAUUGGUUUAACGUGCACUAGUUAAAACCUUGGCCAAAGUAGUUUUUUUACAUACCAUAGCUAAAUUUUAUUAAUGUGGAGCCAUCAAAGUAUGACCUAGGCUUGUUUGACUCUUGUGUAAAAGGCAUUCAAGUUCUGCAUUCUUACUAUUUUUCAAGGUGGCAUAUACUGAUGUGAGACACUCAGUGGGAAUUAAGGGUUUUCCAAAUUGCUAGUUUACUAUUCUUACUCAUGCAGAAAGGAACAAAAACGAAUUGGCCUGAAUAUUCUCUUGGGGAAAGAAGUCACUGAGAAAAGAGGAAGUGCAUCAGGGCCAGAAGAGGUUAUAAGGCCCCUUAGCCGGUUCCAUGUGCUAAGUAGGCCAGCUCCCAGAGAGCCACGGGAAGAUCGUUCAGAAACUUCUGGAAAGGAGGCUCCACAGCCCCAAGUGGCAGCCUCCUGCAGCCUGCCCGAGUUGCUCAAAGCCUUUUUUUAUGCAGUAACCCGGCCCCAUUCCUUCCCGUCAGAUCACUCAUUCUUCGGGUAAUUGAGGACAGUUUCUUUUGGUCACCUGUGGAUGGGUACAGAUGACCAAAUUUCUGCAGCCUUUCAUUGCUGGGUUAGUCUCCAUAGCCCUUCUGAUUUCAGUAGGGUGGCUCAUGGAAAGAAGUUUCUCCUCCCAUCUGUUUCGCCUUCUAGCAGACAAGGAAGCCCUCGCUGGCAUGAGCUUUGUUACCAAACGUUUUUGUCCUUUGCUCAAUCAGCUUCUUAUCUGUAGUCCACAAAAAUACCCUAAAAAGUCGUUACGGACGGUGCUGUUCGGUUGUAGUUGCAAGUGUGCCUCUGGUUCAGAGAUCUUGUUACCUCUUUUUAAUUAGGCUUUCUGAUGAUUUUCCUAAACUAAAGAAACCAUUCCCAGACCAUUUACGUUCGGGUUUGGAAUACUGUUUUUAAAUGGACUGACUGCAUGGCGGAGCUAGUCGGCAGUGGGGGGAAGAGCCUCACUUCUCCUAUUUCUUGUUCCCAGUUGGAGACAGACGGCUUGACUUCUCAGUCUGCUGUGAAGUCCUGGUCUUUAUUCUCCGUUGACACAAAACACAGGUCACAGCAAAUGAGUCCGUCUUUGUGAGAUAUUCCUGUCCCCGUACCCCCAACUUGUUUGCAACUUAACAGUCUCUCCCUCCCUAAAUGUAAGUAGUUAAAAAAAGAUUUCACAGAACCUUCACGCCGUUUUAUCCCCAGUCAGCAGCCUUUCUGGUCAAAACAUUUAAAAAAUGUUUCUCCUUAGAGCUUUACAGAGCUUGCAAAAGCGCUUCAUACACAUCUUCUGAUUUCACAGACAUGAUGAAAUGCAAUUUAUUAAGUAGGUUUCAGUUUGCCAAUGGGUUUUUUUUUUUUUCUUUUAAUGAUCGAUACAUCUUGAAGAAUCUUGCUACAGCCUAGUGGCAUCUCUCUCUCUUUUAAACACUUCUGCAACUAUUAGUUGAUUCACAGCACAGAACAGGAUACAAAGUAGGAAAAAAAAAUGCUGUAGUGUUACGAUGACUAGUUUAAAAAUAGACUUUAGAAUUAAAUGGUUGAUUAUAAGGUUUACAUGGAAGAGCUAAGAAGGAAAAAUUAUAUUUUUAAAGAAAAAGAGAAUAUUCAGGCUUUAUUUCUGGUAUGAAGUUUAUAUUUUUAAAAAAAAAUCCUAUAUUAUCACACACCAGAGAUUUUAGAUUCUUUUCUGGUUACAGACAUUGCUGGUAGUUGGAUUAUAUUUUUAUUGUAUUCAUUUCUCUUAGGGGGAAAAUUGUAAAGCAACAAAAAGGUUCCCGAUGAAUGUAUCCUAGAAAUAAAAGUUGAAAGAUUCUUA